AAACAAAGUCUUAAAUUUCAGGAUAAUCCAAAAUAUUCGUUGAAUAUUGCACCAGUGUGUUUUUGCAUUCGGCGCUUACAACUUUAUCACUUUGAUUUUAUUAGUUUUCCGUUUGGGAAGGUCUCGAAUUGGGGAGAGACUUAGGGUUUCACUGUUUCAGUUGAUUGUCGUGAAUCAAAAAAGAUGCAGCAAUCUCCACAGAUGAUUCCGAUGGUUCCUUCUUCAUUUCCGCCGACCAACAUCACCACCGAACAGAUCCAAAAGUAUCUUGAUGAGAACAAGAAGCUGAUAAUGGCGAUCUUGGAAAAUCAGAACCUUGGUAAACUUGCAGAAUGUGCUCAGUAUCAAGCUCUUCUCCAGAAGAAUUUGAUGUAUCUCGCAGCAAUCGCUGAUGCUCAACCUCAGCCACCAGCAGCUGCACCAACACCAGGAGCCAUGACUCCCCAAACAAUGGCUACGCAUCCAUCAGCAAUGCAGCCACCGCCAAGCUACUUCAUGCAGCAGCAGCAGCAUCAACAAGCUUUGGGAAUGGCUCAACCAAUACCGCCCGGGCUUUUCCCUCCAAGAGGUCCGUUGCAAUUUGGUACUCUGCAUCAGCUUCAAGAUCCGCAGCAACAGUUACAUCAACAAGCUAUGCAAGGGCACAUGGGGAUUAGACCAAUGGCUUUCACUAAUAACAGUGGACUGCAGCAUUCGAUGCACCACUCCUCUGGAACUGCUCUUGGCGCAAACAACGCGGGUCUGAAUGAUGGUCGUGGUGGAGGUAAACAGGAUGGGACCGAUGUGAGCCAGAGUGGAGCUGAUGGGCAAGGUGGCUCAGCCGCUAGACAUGAAGAAAAAUGAAAUGGUAGAAAGAAACAUUAUGUUUUUGUUCAUAUUAAUUAGGCUCUGUUUUUUUUUUUCUUUUUUUUUUUCCAGGAUUUUAUUUUCUUUCUCAUUCACAUGUUUGUUGUUGUAUGAUAUUAGUUGCACCGGUUCGAUUUGGUUAGGGAUCGGUCUAGAAUCGAGCUCAAUUAUUUGUUGUAGACCGAUGAUUAUAAGGCUGGACAUUAGUUAAGCCGCACCCGAACCGAGUUUGUUAAACCUUAUUA
This is a messenger RNA of Eutrema salsugineum, 1091 nucleotides long. RefSeq names its product GRF1-interacting factor 3. The record is from RefSeq and is a predicted model, not a curated record. NCBI's taxonomy places the organism in Eukaryota, Viridiplantae, Streptophyta, Magnoliopsida, Brassicales, Brassicaceae. Gene Ontology annotation, cellular component: nucleus. Gene Ontology annotation, biological process: leaf development; cell population proliferation; positive regulation of transcription by RNA polymerase II. Bases 184 to 843 code for a protein of 219 amino acids. Gene Ontology annotation, molecular function: transcription coactivator activity. The transcript is spliced from 5 exons.